AUGAUUUCUUCUCACAAUGGGAAAGAGACCAGGUGCAGUAGGGAUUCCGAAGGAAUAAGGGAUGCUAUGUAUGAAUGCUUUGAAGGACCUUAUGAUCCAAGCAGAAGAUACAUCAUAUGUAUCCAAGGCCCUACAUCGACUGGAAAGACAACAUUUGCCAGAAGACUCCAUGGAUUGCUAAGUAGGGGCGGGAUAAGCGCCUAUGCCCUUGGAUUAGAUUCUUACUACUUUAAGCCUCUGAAUCCGGAUCUUGACGAAGAGGACUAUGAUUUUGACAAUCCAGGGGCACUUGAUUGGAGAAACAUCUUUGAUGUUCUGAAGGCAUUAAGAGACAGGGAGCCGUUUAUUGAGCACAACGUUUACUCUGCAUCUUCUUAUGGAGAGGUCUCCGUGGUAAGAGAACCAAACACGAUGCCAAAUGUGAUAAUAAUUGACGGAGUACAGGCGUUUAACACCAUUAACAGUAAGAUUUUCAAUAUCAAGGAAUUUGAUCCGUAUGACACUGAAAAGGCCAUCAGCAACGAAUUUGUGGAUAACUUUCUUAGAAUGGAUGACUUCAAGAUACUCAAGAUCCUUAUGACCAACUGUGCAUCACGGAUUCUUUCAGUGAAACUCAGAAGGGAUGAGUUGAUAGGGAGAAGGAGAGAUGCAAUAGUUAAAAGGUUUUAUUCGAAGACAUUCCCAAGCACCUUAAGGUGGAUAUAUUCACCUGUAUACAGUAAUUUCAUCAAGAUUAUACAUGGGAACUUCAAUCAUGAGAAGGUUGAAUUGCUAAUGAACGAGUUGAGCCUGUAUUUCUUUGGGAUGAAGAUAGUGGUAGACGAAUCUAAAGAGAUGGACCUGAGCAGUGAAUUUAGAGUUGAGUGUACGGGCGAAUGUGAAUACGGAGGAAAGGCUUGCAUUGUCUUGGAUGACAAGAUUGCAGUUCCGCAAUGGAUGGGAAGGUCUUGA
Messenger RNA from Encephalitozoon romaleae SJ-2008, 951 nucleotides. Its product is annotated as uridine kinase. The record is from RefSeq and is a predicted model, not a curated record. Gene Ontology annotation, molecular function: ATP binding; kinase activity. Gene Ontology annotation, cellular component: cytoplasm. The coding region runs from base 1 to 951 and encodes 316 amino acids. The transcript has a single exon. NCBI's taxonomy places the organism in Eukaryota, Fungi, Microsporidia, Unikaryonidae.